AUCUGAACAACAAAGCUCCCCAGAGCCCAGUGGUGUCGCCAAAGCUCUAACUCGCACGUCACGCCACGCCUCAGUGUACACUUGCGACGCGUCUGUUACUGGACAGUCUCCCAUACCCAAGCCUUUGUUUGCAGAAGCCAUCGCAAUACCGAGCCCAAUGUUCCCUACCACACGCCUUGGAACCUCCUUUCAAGAGUUGCCACACGCAGCGUAACGUCAAAGACGUUGCACCAGGCUUGUUUGUGGCCGAGAGCCUUCAAGUCAUAUUCAUCAGACUCAAGAACACAAGUUUCUGUGCAAUCUCCAGUGGUACCUUGGUAUCAAAGCGUCGGUUCAAUCAUUGAUCGUACCAACUCGUCGGGCUCCCCAACCGCUCGCCGCCAUCUCUCGGCACACUUCCACCAUCGGUCAGACAUCGCACAACUUUUGAAUCAGCACCGCCCUUUACAGAAUCAACAUCAGAAAGAAGCAUGGCCGACAUCCAGCUUGGCGAAGCGGGCCCGUUACCGCAAGCCUCGUCGGAAGGAGCCAUCGUUUCACCUCCUGACGAGGAUCUGAUCGACUACGAUAGUGACGAUGCUUCCCCCACAAACGCUGAGGUGGGAAAGUCAUCAAAUGAUGGCACGCUUGCAGUCAACCCCUCGGACGAAGUGGCCUUAGACCCGGGCUCGCCUGUUGCGAACGGAACGGCAACAGAGCUCGCAACCGCUAUCAAUACAAGCCAUUUGUCGGAGGCUAUUGAAAACGACACCGUGAUAGGCCAUGUGGCUAUGGGUCAAGAAGGCAGCCAUAGCGUGAGCGGCUAUGAUGCAUCUCAUAACAGCGAGGGUGGUGAGGAGGAACAAGCAGAUGUCCACGAGAUUGACUACGAUCAUGACGACGUCGAUUACCAUGCUUCCGACCACGACCACGAUCACAGUGCCAUGGCCAUAAACACAAACCGGCCUGCUUCUCAUACCGAAGGCAUCCAUGAUACGACCGCCUCCGGCAUGCCUGAGUCCGAAGACCAGGGUGGGCAUUUCGAGAUCGACUGGGAAGAGCCAGACGCAGACGUCCCGAAAGAGACCAGCGAUGGCUUCGCAACGCAGUCCAUAAGCGAACACCAAGCAAUGGAGCCCACCGAGUCUGCCGGUGCCUUGGAGCACAAUCCUUCGAGCGCUGCCGAAGGAAGCGCCGACGAACAGGACUAUGACGGCACAAGCAUAAACGAGCCGCUGGUCCAGGGAUCAUUCAAGUCCGGAGGCUUCCCUGACAUUCAGGUCUGGUACAGAGGAGAGGAAUACCCUUUCUUUUCACAAUCAUCGGAUGGCUUCUUUGGCCAUGUUUCCAUUCUCGACGAACCUAUGGGCACUAUCCUUAGCGAAUUGCGCUCGAUGCUCGACGACGAGAUUGGCGACCAAGAUGAACUCGUCUUUCAGGUUGAUCAGCUUGGCCUUGAAUUUUCUGAGUCAUCCCCCGGUGCAGUUCUGUCUACCGUAACCUUGCACAAGGUCCUGAAUCUCAUGGAUUCGCUUGCCAAGAAUGAAGAUCCUGAGAGCUACAGUCAGCUGUAUACGUAUCUCUUCACGAGACCUGACACUUUGAAGCGUCUGAAGUUUCUUCAAGACAGUGCCACCAUCGAGAAAAAGAGCCUUGGGGAUGUUCUUUACAACUUUGGCACCCCUGUCGAUAGGAGCCCCCAGGGGGUCGAUGAUUUAGAGGAACUAGAGCAUCAGCAGGAAGGGUUCGGUGGCAAUGAUAUCAACGUGGAAGGUGUCGGAGAACUUGGCGAAGAUUUUUUUGGUGCUGAUGAGAGUACUACCCUGCAACAAUUUCCCCCCGGAAUGACGAGAUUCGACUCUGAAGAGGAGAUCGAGAAUGAAGGUACUAUUGAUGGCCUGGCAACAUCAGGGAUGACAGAUGCUCCUCCUCAUGACCCCAAUACCACGGUCGAUUUCGAAAGGGAGCAGGGGUCUGCGACAAGUGGUCGCGGGGGACGCGCCACUGAGUCCAAUAUCGAGGGCCUCUUCGAGGCGCCGGUAAAUGAGGCAAGCGAGGGAUUUUCUACCACCACACAGCCUUCGCAUUUGGACGAGGACCUCAUCCAAUAUACGGACGAUAAGAUUGAAGCCGCAGGAGAGGACUCGAUCAUCGACAACGAACCCCCAGCUCAUCGAUCUCAGGAUUUCCAAACAGGAAGCAGAGGCUUACAAGAGGCUGAUGUAGCGGCCAGUGGUGACUUGGUCGAUACCAGUGUCGGAAACGACGAUGCUGCCAUCCAGGUAAACGCGCUGCGUUCUGAGGGUGAUCACGUCGAUGACAACGACAAGCACGCUGGCGGGAAUGGCAACAUCGAUGGUAUGAGGCAUAGCACUGCACCAAUCGCAGCGAACGCUUUGACUGCCCCAGGCAGCGUGACCCCGGGCACGACAGAUGGCGCCAACGCCGAAGAAGGACCUCAUGUUGGCCGCCUCAAUGCUGAAGCUCGCCACAUCCGCAGCACGUCGGAUAUCAGCAUUUCCUUCUCGGAAGCAGGGCCUGAACAAGUGCCAUUGGCACUUGCGGAUGGCGCAAGCCCUGCCUUACAGAUCUUCAAUCUCGACGACGCCGCCGCGUCUGGAGUGGAGCCUCUGGAAACGGAGAGCGAAGCAGCAGCCCUUUUGGAGAGCGAAGCGCUGAACGCCGAUUUGCCCAUAAACCAUGAUGAUCUUUCUGAGAUCGACUGGGCAGCGGAAGCGGACGAUGACACUGGUGGCGGCGUUGACGAGGCGCAAGCGACGGCCAUCAAGCGCAGCCUUCCGGAUGACGGCGCAGAUGACGGCAACGACGUCAAGCGUCGUCGGUCAUCAUGAGACCCCGUGUUGUCACACUAACAUGGGUUGUUGGAGUCCCAAUCCCAACUAAAGCCAGAAUCGACUGAUAACUGGUGCGACCACAUGUGUGUCGGUAUCGCGAGAAGAAGCGAGGGACGGUCAACCUAACAAGACGCAUCGUGCGUCCCUGGCAAGUAUUACGAGGAGGCUUCAGCCAACUUGGUCGGGCGGCCACGAUCGGUCGGCCAAAGGUCCGCCACUUCAACAAACACGAACGGUAGGUGCUUGGGAUUGCUAACUGACCGUGACAAUGAGCAGCACAACCCCAGAUCUCGCAAGUGAGCAAGUAAUAGCAAGCCGAAACAUGCCCAUGUUUAUACCUCUCCCACCAACCCAUUCUCCUUCUUUUGUUCGCCUUCGUUUGUUAUUUGGGGUCUGCGCCAAUAUCCAACGCCUCGCACAUCUUUCUACGUAAUAUGGAUGUCGGAACUCGGUCGAUGUCGUCGCAGGUUAGCGAAGAGAGACAUCAAGUAGGUCAAGAAGUGCUGGAGCGAGGUAGGCGGUAAUGGGGGAUGGUUAUCUUAGGUCGGGCUUAGCCUUAGCCUUCAGCAGACUACGCCUGGGCGGCGUUCGGAAAACAGGGCAUCGCCCGCUUCGGUAAGGCGUUUACAUCGGAAGGGACUGGAUAGCGGCUGGGUCUAGGGUCGAGCGCACUCGAUCCAAUAGAGAGUCGAGUCAUUGACAGGUAGAGUAGCUCAAGGGGAUCUUGCCACCAAGGCUCCCAUGUACAAGGUAGGAGCCACGGAGCAGGCAAAUCAAGAUUUCAAACAAAUUUCUGUAUACUUUGUCGAGGGGCUCAAUAGAGCUAUGCUGC
Molecule: messenger RNA, 3666 nt
Organism: Purpureocillium takamizusanense
Lineage: Eukaryota; Fungi; Ascomycota; Sordariomycetes; Hypocreales; Ophiocordycipitaceae
Exons: 3
Coding region: 471-2831 (786 amino acids)
Source: RefSeq, a predicted model, not a curated record